This is a messenger RNA of Durusdinium trenchii, 369 nucleotides long. The record is from the annotation of a GenBank genome assembly. NCBI's taxonomy places the organism in Eukaryota, Dinophyceae, Suessiales, Symbiodiniaceae.
AUGGAUGCAUUCUUCACUGGAGGCGACUUUGCUUCCUGUGCCAUGGACCAACUCAAGGGCGCCAUCAAGCACAGGUUGGAUUGGUUCGCUCACGAGAACGUGCAGCAGUUCCCUGCAGAAGUUCUCACUCCUCUUCAUCAGUGGUAUGGUGAGCAGUCCUCGUUGAUUUCGCCGCAGCGCUUUGGGAAGCCAUUGAAUCGAUUGAGAAUCUAUCGCCUCUUCUUCCGGAAGAACCUGUAUACUUGGCAUGGACCUUCCACGCGGCAGAUUCUCAAGCUCACCUGCCCUUUGAAACCAUUGAACCUUACCUCCGACAGCCUCUACUAUAUGACCAACUCGGAGCUUGUUUCUUAUAGCAGCAAAGUUUAA